Molecule: messenger RNA, 1211 nt
Organism: Syngnathoides biaculeatus (alligator pipefish)
Lineage: Eukaryota; Metazoa; Chordata; Actinopteri; Syngnathiformes; Syngnathidae
Gene: jtb
Product: jumping translocation breakpoint
Exons: 7
Coding region: 34-609 (191 amino acids)
Biological process (GO): mitotic cytokinesis
Cellular component (GO): membrane; spindle; centrosome
Source: RefSeq, a predicted model, not a curated record
GUAGUAGAAGUUUUUUUUCUUUCUUCAUUUUAGAUGUGCGGCUCCCAGUGUUUUCUUUUCCGUGGAAACCGGGUUCAAAUGGCUCUUUCGGUGUCAAAGGUUGCCGACCGCUGUUAUAGAACAUUCAACGCCAAGGCGUGCGUGGCGCAAAUGAUGGAGAGCGCGUGUUGCCGCGUCCCGCUGGCGUGCUGUCGGCCUCGCGUCCUCAUCCUGCACGCCCUCUUCUGGGGGGUCGUGGCCCUCAGAGUGUUUGGAGCCGCCUUGCUAGCUGAAGACAAACUUGCAGCAGCCAAGGUCGCCGUCGUCCCCUGCUGGCUGCUGGAGGAGUUUGUGGUGACGGCCGAGUGCGCUCAGUGUGACGCCUUCCAGACGAAGACGCGGCCGGCGUGUGGCCAGACGGGGUACGUGGAGAAGGUCAACUGCACCAAGUCCAACCGAGACGACUACAAGAGCUGCCGCUCGGCCGUCACGGAGGAAAGCUUCUUCUGGAAAUUCGAGGGGGUCAUGUUGUCUGGGACGGCGCUGUCGGCCAUCUUGGUGGUCCUGCGUCAGCGUCGGCUGGACCGCCUCGCCUCGGACAAAGUCCGGCGACAGAUCGAGUCCAUCUAGCGGCGUCCUCGUCCUGUUCGCAAAGACAAAUUCACCGGAGUUGGAGAAAAAUUGACACGAGAAUUGGGACGUGGUGAUCUUCAUAGCUGGGACGCGGCUAACGAACGGACCUUCGUGCUACUCGGAAUGACGGCGGAGACGCGCUUGCCGGGAGGUCCGACGGGGAGAGCGGUUCUGAACUUUGGACGAAAUGACCAGGCCUAGAACUUUUUUUUUUUUCCUCCCCAAACCCGAUGGCGGCGGUUUGAUUUGCAGUUUGAUCCUUCAGAAGCGGUGACUUCUUCUUGGAUCUUUUUCUGUACAAAAUUCACUGUUUACCUUCAAUUUUCAUUGCUUUUAGAUGGAACCGGAUAAAAAAAAAAAGAAAAAAUGGGUAAUAACACUUUUUUUUUUUUUUUUUUACAGUUUGAGAUUAAUUCUCCUGCAGCCAGCUGCAAGGGUGUGCCCCCUUUUUGCUUACAAACAAAAAGCAUGAGGAAAACUGUCGUGGGAUGUUGACACGAUGAUCACUUCCACUGUUUGUCGUGGAUCAAGAUGAUGAAUUUAUUUGUAUAAAAAGAAGUCAUGUUGGAAAUAGAACAUCAUAAAAAGAAAAGAUGAAC